This is a messenger RNA of Closterium sp. Naga37s-1, 2934 nucleotides long. The record is from the annotation of a GenBank genome assembly. Lineage: Eukaryota; Viridiplantae; Streptophyta; Zygnematophyceae; Desmidiales; Closteriaceae.
AUGCCGUUCCAUAGUAGACGCUCCGCUUCCUCGUGCCACGAUCUGCUGCCUCUCCUCCUACUCGUUCUCCCCUUCAUAAGCCACGUCAGCGCGCAGGCCAGCGCAAAAACGUACCCGCUGUGCCCGUUCACGCAGAAGCCGCCGGCGAAGCCGAACGUGACGAUGUCGCGGUGCGUGGACGCGUCGGAGCACGCGUGCUGCGCGGACUGCAGCGACGCGAGCAACGCGCUGCACGGGCUGACGGCGAACCAGACCGUUGUGCUGGAGAUGCUCAAACCCGAGAUCGUCGCCAUCAUCGGCAACAAGGACGUGCAGGUGACUAUAACGCGGACGUGCAGCUACGACCUGGAGCAGCUCUACUGCGCCAUCACCUGCAACCCCGAUGGCGGCACGUAUGUCAAGGCGUCGACAGCGACAACUGGCGUGCUGACGGUGUGCGAUGCGUACGCCACCCAGGUGUACGGCGACUGCAAGGACGUGCCCAUGAUGGGGCAGGCGACACUGGGCAGUCUAUUGAGCAACAAGGAGAUAUUCAUCAAGCUCGUAUUCGGUCUGCUCUUCGCACGCUUCAGUGGCAUCAACGUCACCGUCAACGUCGCCCAGGGGCAGUCGGCGUGCUACAACGGGCCCAGCAAGCCGCUGCCACCCAAGCCGGUGUGCUGUGAGACGUUCACCAACACCCCCGGCUGCUCCUUCAAAAACGACUCCCUCCUCGCGCCCUACGUCGGCCGCCCCAUCAACCCCAACGCAUGUUCCGCGUACAUCAAUGGCACGAGUGCCAGCGAUCCCACCAGCACAGGCACUUCAAAUUCCGGCUCGUCGUCGUCGCAAGGCUCGUCUGCCAGCAGCGGCUCUCCCCCCAAGGAUGCACCAAAGACGGCAAUGAGCAGUGUAUUCAUGCUUACCCAAGCAUUGCUUUUAGUGGUGUUCUCCAUGCUGUUCUGUUCGCGGCGGAUCGCAAUGGCGGAAAAGAAAGGCAUCCCGGCCGCGCAAGGGGCGCGCGGAGAGAACAGUCCGCGCAUAGAGACAAGUGCGCGCGGAGAUCGUAGACCUGAUGGCGAUGACGGUGCGGAGCCACGUGGCGCGGAGAGGCACGAGGCUCUGAAAGCUUCCUCGAAAGAGAAUGUCGAGAAGCUCGCUGAGGAGGAGAAGCGCGGGGAAGAGCGCGUCGAGGAGGAGAAGCGCGGGGAAGAGCGCGUCGAGGAGGAGAAGCGCGGGGAAGAGCGCGUCGAGGAGGGUAAGGAGGGCGAUGAAGCGGACGAGGAUUACUUGGUGCUCAGCGAAGUCCACGUGGCAUGCCCCUCGCACCACGUCAGCACCGUCAGCACCUUCGCCUUCCGCCUGCCCCCUGCCGUGGUGACGGCGGAAUGGGCGCUACGCGGGGAGGCGGGGAAUGCGGAGGGAUGGGAGGGGUCGGAAGACGCGGGGCGGAGUGGCGCGGCGGAAAGCAGUGAGGGGAUAGCAGGGGAGCGGGAGGCGCGGAGCGGGGCGGAAGGGGUGCGAGUGGCGGAGGAUGCGGACGGCGAUCUGCUGGUGGCGCGGCGCAAGAGGCGGAAAGCAGGCAGUGGUGGGGGAGGCACAGGCGGUGGUGGCGGGCAGAGAGGUAAUGACGUGCAGCUGCCAGCAGCAGCAGUGCCACGUGGCAAAGCAAUGCAAGGGGCUGCAGGGGAGGAGGAGGACGAGGGCGGGGAGGGGGAGGGGGGAGUAGAGGCUGGGGAAGGAGGUGGAGUGGAAGGAGGGGGGGAAGAAGGAGAGGGAGAAAAAGGAGAGGAUGAAGGCGUUGGAGCGGGAGGGUGGAUGAGGGUGGUGAUCCGGCACAGCAUGAAGACCACCAUUGCUCAUGUGGGCAUGCAGGUGAGGCGGGCAGGUGAGGUCUGGCGCGCAGCACUGCUGCUGGCGGACGUCAUGGUGGCGAACCACCGCCUACUGGGGGGCGCCACUGUGCUCGAGCUGGGGGCAGGCGCAGGUACUCCUGGGGGGGCGUGUGGCGCUCUGGGCACAGGUCACGGCGUGCUUCCCAAUUGCGCUGCCAACGCUGCUGAUGCUGCCAUGGCACACAGUGCAGCCAGUGCACUCACGGGUACCUCAUGGCGCCCCCCCAGCCCCGUGGCAGCAGCUCUGGUUCGCCGCCUUGACUGGCGCCACGGCUGGCCCCCUCCCGUGGUAACCAGGCAAUCCGGCCUCCACCAAUCAGUGACCAGGUCUGGCAGCAGCAGUGCACCGGGCAGGGCGGCAGGCGCACAGGCGGAAAUGGGUGGCGCAGUGGACCCGUUUAAUGGGAUAGACCCGUUUGGGUGGACUGAGGAGGAAGUGAGUGACGCCAGCAACGCCACAGUGCUGCUAGCUGCUGACGUCAUCUACAGUGAUGACAUCACGUGUGCCUUCUUCACCACCCUUUGCUCUGUCCUGCGCUGUGGCCCUCCCAAGCUCUUACUGCUGGCGUUGGAGAAGCGGUUCAACUUCUCCCUCUCCCACCUCGCCCCCGUUGCCAACGGCUACGCCGUCUUCCGCUCCCACUUCGCCGCCCAAAACGGUGCUCCCAGCUGGUACAGUGGCGGCCACUGUAGCAGCACGCAGCGAGCAGAAAAGCCAGGAGAGGCCAGCUGCAGACUGGAUGAGCACACGUGUGGUGGGCGGGGAAGGGGGGUAGAUGGACGGCAGAGAGAGGGGCGUGGGGACGGGGAUGGGGAUGAUGGGAACAGGGAGGGGGAAGAGGGGGAGGAGCUGUUGGGGUGGCGCAUGGAUGUGGGGCAGGUACCGCAGCACGUGGUGGGGUGGGAGAGGGGGAGCGACAUGGAGCUGUGGAUCAUUGGCAACCAGCGGUCACUGCCGUUGGUGUGUGCGUGGAUAGAGAGGGGUGUUGGUCUGUCUCCCUGCGAGGGUGGAGAAGAGGAUCAGUGCUCCCCUCCUGAAGCCUUACUAGCAAAUCCCUGA